UUCAUACAGAUACAAAUGCAACAGAGGCUGAUCAGUUAGUUUGUUUGCUGGAUGAUGAGGAGAUAAAAGAUGAAACAACAUUUUAUUAGUUGACGAGUCCGUCAACUAAUAAAAUGUUGCACUGGUACUGCUGCCACUCUUGUUUUAAAUUACAUGAUUUCAACUUUGAAUAAUAAGAAAAAACUGUGCAGCUAUUUUUAGGACUUUCCCCUUUAGUCUGCAGGUUAUUAGUAGCUUCAGUUCUGAGAAGAGGCUGAGUGUGUUUCCGUGUUGAUGAGGAGAUAAAAGAUGAAGCAACAUUUUAUUAGCGGAAGAGAGCUGACGAGUCCGUCAGACAGAGACAGACGGUCUACCUGGUCAUGGAUCACCUGCUGAUGGUGUUGGUGUUGCUGUGGAGUUCAGGACUCCAGGCUGAAGAUAAACACCAACCAACAGGUUCUCAGUGUGAAAGCACAGCCAAGGCUGACAUCAUGCUGGCGUUGGUCUACAGAUACGAGAACAUCAGCCUUGAAGACUACAGAUACAUGAAGUCCUUUCUAACUAAGAUAGUCAGCUACUUCGACAUCGGCCCUGACAAAGUCCAGAUCGGUCUGGUUCAGGGCAGUGGAUACCCAGAGAUUGAAUGGAAGCUGAACACCCACCAGACCAAACAAUCCCUGCUGGAGGCCAUAACCCACCUGCAACAGAGAAGAGACUCAGGAAUAUUUCUGGGCAGCAGCCUAGAUAGGCUCUUUAAACCCACAGCAGGAAUGCGUGCAGACUCCCAAAGAAUUGCUGUCCUGAUUAUUGAUGGAAAGUUCAACUCCGACUUAUACGAAGCCUCGCAGCUCCUGAGACACAUCGGCAUUGAGAUCUACGCUAUUGGUGUAAAGGAUGUAAACGAGGGUCGGCUGAGGGACAUCGCCUCAGAUCCUGCUGAAUCUCACAUGUUCAGAGUCAGCGACUCCUCGUUCCUCCUGGACAUCGUUGACCACGUCACCAUCAACCUCUGUAACAGUGCCAACAGUUUAGGCAGGCAAAGAGUCUGUUAUCAUCAAACAGCAAUACAUGUUAACACCACACUGAUCCACUGCUGUCAGAAUCAAUCUUAAGAUAUCAGGUUUUAAAAGCUGUUAAACAUCACUUAAAUGUUGGAUUCUACAGUUAGA
Messenger RNA from Thunnus maccoyii (southern bluefin tuna), 1148 nucleotides. Its product is annotated as collagen alpha-1(XII) chain-like. The transcript has 6 exons. Gene Ontology annotation, biological process: endodermal cell differentiation. The coding region runs from base 360 to 1091 and encodes 243 amino acids. The record is from RefSeq and is a predicted model, not a curated record. NCBI's taxonomy places the organism in Eukaryota, Metazoa, Chordata, Actinopteri, Scombriformes, Scombridae.